CGCCAAUCAGAACCGUUUGUUUAGAGUUUCAUGGAGUAAUUUGAAUUUCUGCUUGAAGGAAGGUGAAAAGUGUUGUGUCGUGGUACUGCGUUGUUGUGAGACGAGUCGUGUUGAAGUGUUGUUUGUUGUCAAGCGUUUUGUGUGUUGGUUUGUUUUCUGUGGUGAAAUUACAUAAUUUUUUCGGAUGAAGAUCAUGAAGCUAAAGAAGGGUUCAAGAUGUAUGGCCAAAUGGCUAAAUACUCAUUUCUACUAUUGGUGCACUAUAAUUGAACCAGUUGGUGAGGAGUGGAAAGUUAAAUUUGAUGAUGGAACAGUUGCUGUAGUUAAAGCAAAAGAUUUGCAUGAAACAUCACCAGCACAUGCACGCAACCCAGUUCGUAUAGUCACACGUAGCACAUCUAGCAAAAAUCGGAAGAGACCUGAAGAGAUACGAAAAUCUCCAGCUAGAAAAGUCCGUAAACUGUUUACUGAAGAAGAGAACAUCAGAUUGGGUGCCAAAUUAAGCGAUGUAAAAGAAAAUACUACUGCAGCUGAGAAAGAGUCCAUAAUUGAGUCAGAUCUGAUGGAGGGUCUGAAGGACAAGGAGUCACAUGAAAAUUUGACAGGUGCUGCAGAUGUCCAGCCAUCUUUGCGUGAAAAAAGUGUGUCAAAAGAGAUUGAAAAUCUGACACAAAGUGUUGCAGAUGUCCACCCAUCUUCACGUGAAAGAUCAGUUAGUGUGUCAAAAGAAGCUGAAGAUGUGAAAUACAGGCCUAGUGUUGCAGAUGUCCACCCAUCUUCACGUGAAAGAUCAGUUAGUGUGUCAAAAGAAGCUGAAGAUGUGAAAUACAGGCCUAGUGUUGCAGAUGUCCACCCAUCUUCACGUGAAAGAUCAGUUAGUGUGUCAAAAGAAGCUGAAGAUGUGAAAUACAGGCCUAGAGUUGCAGAUAUCCGCUCCUCUCCAUUUAAAAGAACAGAUGGUUCUGUAGACAUCCGCGCGUCUCCUUUUACAAGAUCAGUUAGUGUGACGAGAGAGACUGAAGCUAUGAUACACAAUACUGGAGAUGUCCGCCAACCACCAUCUAGGGCAUCAGUUAGUGUUACAGCACGGACUGAAGAUAUGAAAGGUGGUGCUGAAGAUGUGCGUCCUUCGCCAUCCCGAAGAUCAGCUAGUGUGGAAAUACAGAAGGAAAGUUUCACACGUAGUGUGCAAACGUAUGCUGCAUCAUAUCUUGACAGAGAUUCGCGCCGCCUGUCAUAUCUGGACAGAUAUAUCCCCAGCCGACUUUUGAAGGAAGGUUCUGUUGGAUCAGUAGAUCUACAUGCAGGUCCAACUAGAAGAUCAGAUAGUCUAUUAAUGCAUGGAGAUAGUCAACGCAUAAAGAGAGAAAAUUUAAUGCAUGAUGUGCCAAGAUAUGGAAAGUCAUACUUUGAGGGAGAUUUCCAAAGACGACUGUCGAAGGAAGGCUCUGUUGAUGUGCCAAGAUAUGGAAAGUCAUACUUUGAGGGAGAUUUCCAAAGACGACUGUCGAAGGAAGGCUCUGUUGAUGUGCCAAGAUAUGGAAAGUCAUACUUUGAGGGAGAUUUCCAAAGACGACUGUCGAAGGAAGGCUCUGUUGGAUUAGCAGAUCUCCACCCAUCUGCAAUUAGAGGAUCAGACAAUUUGCUGAAUGAGAGAGGGAAAGUGACACCUGGAUCAGCAGAUCUCCGCCCAUCUGCAAUUAGAGGAUCAGGCAGUUUGCUGAAAGAGAGAGGGAAAGUGACAGCUGAUUUGACAAGACACACAGCAUCAAAUGUGGACAGAGGUCUCCAAAGACAGCUGGUGAAGGAAGGUUCUGCUGAUUCUACACUUGCUACCGAGAACGUGAAAGAUAAUGAAAAAAAGUAUCUGAAUAAAUAUCCUAUGGAAUUUGGAGGAAGACUUGGUACUUUGUUGCUGAUUUUGUUACUGCCUUUAUAUGUCUUGAGUUUGUUUUGUUUUAAUUUGGUACCGGACCCAACAAAAUUUGAAGUAUUGUUUCAAAUGCAGCUUGUACUGAUUCCUCAAGUGGCUGUUGGAAUAAUAAUGCUUAUAAUUUUCCAAGCUUUACUUAGCAUUGUGCCUAUUGGCAAAGUUGUCAGUGGACCUCUGACUAAGCUUGGGAUUUUGAAAAUGCGGCUUAAUGGGAUUUUCGCAGCCCUGUUUGCACUGGUUCUAAGUUCAUCAGUGUGCUACUUCAAAAGGGAAGUUGCUGACAUUGUAGUCAGUGUGUAUAGUGAGGCUGCAGUUUCAGCAAUGCUUGUGGGAAUUGUAUUUUCUCUAAUUCUGUACAGAAGAGGUGGUAAAUUGCCUAUCUCCUAUCGUAAUCCAUAUGGAUCAAAAGGCUUUAUGUGGUAUGACUUCUGGAUGGGACAAGAAGUUACUCCUCGUAUUGGAAAAUUCGAUGUAAAGCUCAUCCUUCAUCGAUUUUCCAUACUUAUUGUGAUUACACUGAACAUGUUGAUUGCCACAAAAGCAUAUUCGCAGGGAGUGGAAGAAGAAAUAUUAAGAUCUGUUAUAAUAUCUACAAUAUUGCAGUCAUUAUAUUCUUUACACUUUAUUUUUCAUGAAGACCUGUAUCUGUAUUCCUUCCUAGCUAUCUCAGAAGGUGUUGGAUACAUGAUAGCAGUGGGAUUUAUGACAUUUCCAUUCAUAUUGACAUUCACUACAAAAGCUAUCUUGGACUAUAGAUUAAAGGCAUCACUGACAGAAAUGUAUAUUGUACUGUGUUUCUAUACAAUUGGACAAAUAUUAUUACAGUCGAGCAGCCACAGGAAAAUGCUCUCUCUAAAAUAUCCAGUCACCUCAGUUUGGAGGGUGAAUGUGCUGCCUAAAUGGAGUGCUGCUGUUCAGACCAGAGCAUAUAUGGGAGAGAUAAUUAUUUAUUGGGCUUUGGCUUUGGUUGCUGGUACCACUUACCUUGGUAUUUUCAUAAUACCAUCAGCAUUUACAGUUACUGUGCUUUCAAGAGCCUUCAGGGAAUAUAAACGUUCAGCAGCCUAUCAAGCAGGUGAAGUUAACACCAAACAAUACUAAGCUGUAAUUCUCAGUAACUCGUGUGAAACAAGAUCAUGCUAAAUGAUUGUGAAUAUGGGGCUAACUGCCAUGUUCAAAUAUGGAAUCAUUUAUAAAAUGUUUUUUUUUUUUUUGUGAUAACUACUGUGCACUAUUUGAACUGUCUUUGUUUAGCAAUUGAGCACAUACAUUUUCUUAAAAAAGAGUUUUCAAAGAUUUUAAGAUGGUCUAAAAUUACAAAUGAUCUUUAUGUAGCACUUUUUAUGUAAUCUGAAAGAUUAUAGGAGCAUCAACAUUUAUUGUGGCAAGUUUAGUUUUUAUUGAUCUAAGAAGACUGUUAAAACAGUAAUUUUUUAAAAAAUAUGUCUUUGGCUAGUACUUAUAGUUAAUUACUUAAUAUUAUUAUUAUUAUUAUUAUUAUACGUAUCACUCUACAGUGUUAUUAUUAGUAUUAUUAUACGUAUCACUUUAUGAGAGUACAAAUUAAAGCCCUUACUGAUUGAUAUGUUAUAAACGCCAUUCAGACUAUGGCACGAACUGAACAAAUAUCAUUUCAUGCUGUGUAUUUUAUAUUUGGUUAUUUUCUGUAUUUUUGUUGUAAUUAUUUUCUAAUUGUGUUGUUUAAAUAAAUAGGUUUAGGUUAAA
This is a messenger RNA of Schistocerca serialis cubense, 3658 nucleotides long. Its product is annotated as delta(14)-sterol reductase LBR-like. Gene Ontology annotation, cellular component: nuclear inner membrane; endoplasmic reticulum membrane. The transcript is spliced from 26 exons. The coding region runs from base 185 to 3034 and encodes 949 amino acids. Gene Ontology annotation, biological process: sterol biosynthetic process. The record is from RefSeq and is a predicted model, not a curated record. Gene Ontology annotation, molecular function: oxidoreductase activity, acting on the CH-CH group of donors, NAD or NADP as acceptor. Lineage: Eukaryota; Metazoa; Arthropoda; Insecta; Orthoptera; Acrididae.